Brettanomyces nanus is the source of this 1668-nucleotide messenger RNA. RefSeq lists its product as uncharacterized. The record is from RefSeq and is a predicted model, not a curated record. Gene Ontology annotation, molecular function: transmembrane transporter activity. Bases 1 to 1668 code for a protein of 555 amino acids. The transcript has 2 exons. Gene Ontology annotation, biological process: transmembrane transport. NCBI's taxonomy places the organism in Eukaryota, Fungi, Ascomycota, Pichiomycetes, Pichiales, Pichiaceae.
AUGGUCCAUUUGAAUUCGUUAGAUUCCAGUAUUUCUAAUAAUGCAUCUCUUCAAGAACCCGCUCAGAUCGAUCAUUCUUCUCUUGAGGCAAGUUUUGUGUCUCUUCCUAAUCGAAUAAUCACUCGAACCUCAACUAUAAUAGAUGCUAUUAGAGAUGAUAAUCAAUACGCCAGCGAAAUUGAGUCCAAUAAAGUUUCUCCGGCUACUUUUGGUGCAACCAAUCCGGAAGAAAAUACCAAAUCUCCAGAUGCUCUAGCCAAUUAUAACGGAGAAUAUAAUAAGCAGGACUUCAUUGAUCGUCCUCCAGAUGGUACUUUAUGGGGAUGGAUAAGUGUUAUGUGUGCUUGUUCUCUCAAUACUUUUAGUUGGGGUCUUAAUAGUGUUUUCGGAGUAUUUCUCAACUAUUACGUCAGUUCGGAUAAUUUUCCGGGUGCUACCAUGGAGGAAUAUGCACUUAUUGGGGGACUUAGUGUGGGUCUAAGUUUUAUGCUCUGUAAUGUAGCCAACACUCUAGUGAGACGUUUUUAUUACAAGUAUGUCAUGUCUGCAGGUAUUGUUUUGCUUGUUGUUUGCUAUAUGUGUGCAGCGCAAGCUACCACUAUCGUUCAGUUUAUCAUGUUACAAGGAUUUCUCCUUUCUAUUGCUUAUGCUUUAUCUGCCGGUCCUACUUUUGUCAUUAUUCCUACUUGGUUCCUUAAAAAAAGAUCGAUAGCUACUGGAAUUGCCACUGCUGGUAUCGGUCUUUCUGGUGUAAUUUUUAGUCGAUCAGUUCAGGCUAUCAUUGACUCAACGGGCAGUUAUAAAUGGGCUCUUAGAAUGAUCGGUAUAGUUUGUGGUUUCAUGCUAACCUUAAGUAUGCUUCUUAUCAGGAGUCAUCGUAGCUUGCAAAUCGAUACAGGUCGUUCACUUUGGGGCGAUAUCCGUGCAAGUUUCACUAGGUGGGAUAUUUAUCGUCAAAAACCAGUGAUGUAUUUGAUUCUCUGGAAUUUCAUCUAUAGUUUUGGCUACACUAUUCUUCUCUUUUCGAUGUCUUCCUAUGCCACUGCAAUAGGUCUUACUAGCGCCCAAGGAUCUAUUGUUACUACAGUUCAGAGUGUAGCUCAGGUCAUAGGAAGGCCAUUGUUGGGUUGGUUAUCCGAUAAAUAUGGAAGGGCCAACGUUACUUUGGUUGUCACAACUUUAAUUGGUCUUCUGUCAUUCUGCUGGUGGAUUUUUGUGAAAAGCUAUGUCAAUUUGAUUAUUUUUGCUUUCUUUGUAGGAGUAACCGUUGGUAUUAACUGGAUUAAUUUCUCUCCACUAUGUGCAGAUCUUGCUGGUGGUGGAGAUGAUUUGCUAGCUACAGUUUCCUGGCUAUGCUUGAUUGGUGGUCCUCCUAUGAUAGUCUCCGAGAUUAUUGGAUUAAAAAUGGAAAGGCCAAACGAUAGUCAGCCAUUUUUGUACUGUCAAAUAUUUGUUGGUGUUAUGUGCUUUGCUAGUGUUGUUGCUCUCUUCCCAUUUAGGGAAUUUAAAAUUCAUAGAAUUCUACAUGCAAGACGGGAUUUAAUUCAGAAGAAAUCAAAGGAGAUUCUAGACUGUGAAGAUCGUACGAGAUUGAAUAGAUAUAACCUUCUCUUAGAGAAGAGUUCAAGGGGUUAUAUUAUCCGUUGUUUCUAUCCUAUUAAAGCAUAA